Molecule: messenger RNA, 1134 nt
Organism: Debaryomyces fabryi
Lineage: Eukaryota; Fungi; Ascomycota; Pichiomycetes; Serinales; Debaryomycetaceae
Gene: RCA1
Product: Rca1p
Exons: 1
Coding region: 1-1134 (377 amino acids)
Biological process (GO): regulation of DNA-templated transcription
Molecular function (GO): DNA-binding transcription factor activity
Source: RefSeq, a predicted model, not a curated record
AUGAAUUACUCAAAGAGCGGAGGGUACGACCAGGUACCACCAGUUCUUGACCAGUUCAAGGUCCAAAAUAUUGAAAAUUUGGAUUUUCCUAUAGUGACGGGUGAGCUUAAUGGGAAUGUGGUCCAAACUCGUAACAUCCAGCCUAAUAUAGAUGCAAGAUUACCAGUUCAAGCAGAAUCAACAAUUUCAAUGCAAACAGAGACAGUAGAUGAUGGUAGCAUAUCGAUAGCAAACGUUAGUAAUGGUAGCCAUUCGGCAGAGGUCCCAAAUAAAGGCCAUGUAUUUGAAUAUCAUGACCCAUUUGAUAUCCAUUCAUAUCCAAUAACGAAUCCGCCAAUUUUUGACUCUACCAUGAUGCUUCCAUAUACGUCAAAUGAAGGGAUUCCCAGAAGGAGAAGAAUAUCUAUAUCUAACGGUCAGAUCGGGCAGAUUAUAAAUCACGAGUUUUACUUGGAUAACGAGAGUCUGCUCGAUGAGGAUUUGAAUGGGCCAAGACUGAAUGACCAACCACUAUCAAAGGAUGAUACUAUGUUGAAUGAUGCUCAUCCACACCAGAAUAGGGCUCCGGUGCGACCAGGAUCAACCGAGCAGUUUCUGCAAAUCCAACAACCCCAAAUGCCACAGAAGGACAUGAUACCUCAGCGUCCCGUAAAAGCAGCCCUUGAUAUACCACUGGGGCAACAACAGAGAAUGUAUAGAGAGAACCAACUGAAGUCCGAAAUACAUAGAACCCCAAAAGAUCCGCCUGCGGGUGUUCCUCCACCAAACCAUCAAUUAAUAUACAACAAUGAGGUGAUCUACAAUCCUAAUAACGGGCCCAUUCCUGGGACAGCAGCUUGGAAAAAAGAAAGACUAUUGGAGCGUAACAGACUUGCAGCUUCUAAGUGUAGGCAACGAAAAAAGCAUGCACAGCAACAGCUUCAGAAUAACGUAUCCAAAUAUCAGAAAGACGUUGAUGUGCUCAAAGAUAAACUAAAUAAAUAUGAGAAAGUUUUCAAAAACUACAAUUUAAUAAUUUCCAAACAUGUCGACAAAUUUCCUGACUCCGACCUAAAGACACUAUCAAAGUUCAGUGAUAUCGAUGCAAUAACUGAAAAAGAUCUUGAUGUUAUUUCCAAACUUGCCGGUAGCUGA